AUGACUAAAAAUUCCAUUGUCUUCAUCACCGGCGCCAACACAGGGCUCGGACUAGAAACAGUCAAAGCCCUGUUUCGAUCUUCUCGGCCGUACACGACAUACCUUGGGGGUCGCCCCUUGGAGAAGGUUGACGCGGCUGCCAGAACAGUUCGUGCGGAGUUUCCCGAGAACGCGAGUGUCGCCGCGACCGUGCAGGUGGACAUUGAGGAUGAUGAAUCCAUUCACAGCGCAUUCGAGCAUGUGGCCAGCCAGUAUGGUCGAGUGGAUGUGUUGAUCAACAACGCAGGAGGCCAGUUCGAUCAACAACUGUUCCGGGGCACGAUGACGAUGCGCGAGAUGUGGAACAAGUCGUGGAAUGUCAACACGACCGGCACCCACAUCCUGACCCAUAAAUUUGCGCACCUCCUCUUGAAAUCUUCGGAUCCCCGACUCCUCUUUAUCACAAGUGGCACCUCCACCCUGACCGAGAGGGACAACCUUGCCCUGAAGAUGAAUCACUCGCCGCCGAAGGGCUGGCCUAAGCAGAGCCCCUCUGUUCCGGCGUAUCGAGCCAGCAAGACAGGUGUGAACAUGAUGAUAAGGGAGUGGGCUCGGGUGUUGAAGACGGUGUGA
Molecule: messenger RNA, 612 nt
Organism: Penicillium alfredii
Lineage: Eukaryota; Fungi; Ascomycota; Eurotiomycetes; Eurotiales; Aspergillaceae
Exons: 2
Coding region: 1-612 (203 amino acids)
Cellular component (GO): intracellular anatomical structure
Molecular function (GO): oxidoreductase activity, acting on NAD(P)H, oxygen as acceptor
Source: RefSeq, a predicted model, not a curated record